AUGAAUUUUGUCAUUGUUGUCAUUUGGUUAUCGACAACGUCCCCCCCCUUGUACAAAUGCGAUAAGAAUGGAACUAGGAGGUUCGAAAUCAACAAGAGCGUCUUCAUUCGACCAAAGGAGGUAGCGCUAGGAGAGAUGAAGAUGGCGUCGUUCUUCGAUCUGAAGGGUCCGGUGUUAGUUGGAGCGGUGCAUGCGCUAGCUUCAGUAUGUCCGACGGCUGGGGUGGCUUUGAAAGGCGCUUCAUGCCAACUUCCCGCCUCGACUCAUCGAGCCCUGGCUGCACCUUAUCUGUUGUUUGGACUGGGCCGAAGUCCCAACUUUGUUGAUGAGUUGACUAUCGGUGCGCCACGUUAUUGUGAUGGCUUAGCAGUCCGUAAACAUACGCUGAAACAGUUCGCACCAAAUUCGAGGAUUGUUUUCAUUCCAUUUGUCAUUUACUCGUUGAUGCUCUUCCGAGUAGGAGAGUUUUCGCUUGAUGGAUAUCCCGAUCUUCUUGCUGUUCCUGUGGGCAAACCUUGGGGCUAA
Messenger RNA from Cylicocyclus nassatus, 525 nucleotides. Lineage: Eukaryota; Metazoa; Nematoda; Chromadorea; Rhabditida; Strongylidae. The record is from the annotation of a GenBank genome assembly.